Platichthys flesus (European flounder) is the source of this 2372-nucleotide messenger RNA. It is a transcript of the gene deaf1, whose product is annotated as DEAF1 transcription factor. Gene Ontology annotation, molecular function: DNA binding; DNA-binding transcription factor activity, RNA polymerase II-specific. The transcript has 14 exons. Gene Ontology annotation, biological process: regulation of transcription by RNA polymerase II. The record is from RefSeq and is a predicted model, not a curated record. The coding region runs from base 236 to 1912 and encodes 558 amino acids. NCBI's taxonomy places the organism in Eukaryota, Metazoa, Chordata, Actinopteri, Pleuronectiformes, Pleuronectidae. Gene Ontology annotation, cellular component: nucleus.
UCCUCGACUUGAUAAAAACCACUCGGACUGUCUUCCGCUUUCCGCUUUAGCUCUCCCCAUUCUGGGACGUUUUACGUUAAGGUCGGUGUGAAUACAACGGUUUUCAUCCAUUAGCGUUACCGGCUCCGGGACCUUGCCAUACUCCUCGGGUUCGGAUCAGACUCGGCUGCGCUCGGACCUCGUCUCGGCGCCGCUGCUGCUCGGUCGCAUUCGGCUCUUGUCGUAGCGCUGGAGAAUGGACGAAGCGGACUCGGCCACGAAGGCGCUCGGGCUGGAUGAACCGCCCAUCGACGAGCCGCCGGUGGACUCGGAUACCGAGUCGGAGGCCGAAGUUGCCACGAUGGCUGUGAUGGCGGAACCGGGAAACAUCGACAUGGAAGCCGAGUCCCUGCCGAACCCAGACGAGGCUGACGCGGCGUUCGCAGAGAUGACGGUGAGGGACGUUCAGGCUGCAGAGGACAACGUUUACACCACGACCGUCGCCACGUCAGGAAGCCUCCCUGAACACGUGCUGAGUGGGAGGACGACCCUCCAGCUGGGUGAGGGUCUCAGUACCCAGAAGGCCACACUGAUAGUGGUUCACACUGAUGGCAGCAUCGUGGAGGCUAGUGGCCUCAAAUCUGCCACCGCCAUUGCACCAGGUCCACAGACCACGCCCACUCCACUGACUCCUCCCCAUGACAAAGACUCUGGCUCCAAGUACAACUGGGACCCAUCAGUCUACAACAAUGAGCUGCCGGUCCGCUGUAGGAACUCCAGUGGUGUCCUCUACAAGAACAGACUCGGAUCAGGGGGUAAAGGUCACUGCAUCAAAUUCAACCAGCAGUGGUUCACUCCCACUGAGUUUGAAGGUCUGGCAGGAAGAGCGAGCAGCAAAGACUGGAAGAGGAGCAUCAGAUACGCUGGCCGCCCUCUGCUCUGCCUCAUACAGGAGCGCAUCCUGAACCCCCACGCUGCCUCCUGUACCUGUGCAGCCUGUUGUGAUGACCCGACAGCGAUCGGGACGUAUUCCACUCAGGUUUCUUUUUACAGACAGUGUCCAAAGGAUGGAGAGUCUCUGGCUACAGAAAGCCUCGCUAUGAGUGGACCAGUCCGCCUCUUCGUCCCCUACAAGAGACGGAAAAAGGAUAUGGAUCUUCCUCCAACCCCCCCAAAAAAGGAGCUUCCUUCAACCAAGAGCAUCACGCUGACCCCUGGGACCACAUUCACCAUGUCCCCGACUGGAACGUUCACCACCCCCGGCACCUUGACCUUUGACCGCAGUCCAACUGCUGACGCUACCGCCGCCGCUGCUGCCGCCAUCAUCUCUGAGGGUUCGGCACAGAGCGAGGUGUUUGCCAGCACAACAGUGCUGACCGCUUUGCCAGCGUUGGCCGUGACACCUCAGCCCGUUCAGGCCAAGAUGUCAGUGGCAGCGGUAGUGUCUCCAUCGGCAGGGCUGGUGAGUGGGCUGGAGGUCGGGCCAGCAGAGAGCGAGGGCCAGAAGAACACCUGGCUGUACCUGGAGGAGAUGGCCGACACGCUGCUGAGCAACGUGCAGCAGCUGAAGGCUCUGAUCGAACAGGCCAAGGUCUCUGCAGUGGACACGACAGGGUUCAAAGGUCAGGGAGGCAGGAAGGAGUGUGGUUUCAGUCAGUCGUUUCAGAACCAGAUUACCUUUCAGCAGCCGGACGACUCUGAUGCCAAGAGGAACUCUGACAUUACUGAGAUCAUCAUCAAUCAGAUGUGCGUAAACUGUGGUCGAAUGGCAAUGAGUGAGUGUACCGGCUGCCACAAAGUCAACUACUGCUCCACCUUCUGUCAGAGAAAGGACUGGAGGGAUCAUCAGCACAGCUGCUGUCAGUCAGCAGGGGGCAUGAGCAUCCAGGAGGAGGAUCCAAUCACAGCCAUCGACAUGGACAAAGUGAAAUGAUGAUGUUGCAGGCGGACCUCUACAUCAUCAGCUGCUGCAGACAGGAAGUCCGUAUGUGGGCAAAGAGGAGGGAUUUUUUUUACUUAAUAUCCUCUCAGUGGAGCUUUUAUUGUGAAAAGUGUCUCCACAGACCAGUAUGAGAAGAAGGUCUGUGAUCUUCUGACAGUUGAACUGUUUGUACAUAAACUGUUAAGACUGCAGAAGGCUGCAGCUCUGAUCGUCAAACUUCUAUUUAUGGAAACAGAAAUCUGUCUGAACGCAUUGAACUGUACGUGAGCAUAAAUAAGGCUUCAUAUUUAUAAAGUGUACAGAUUUCAUAUUUUAUUUUUGUAUUCGUUGUGUUCCCUCUGUGGCUGUUUUCUGUUUGUUGAAACAUAAUUUUGAAUCUCCAGAGACUUCCUGGAUAAAUAAAGGUCAAACACAUCAAUAAAAUAGAAAAUUAUAUUUAAUUCAAACUCCA